AUGACUAAUCUAUUAGCAUCGUUAAAUACUCGAGGAGAAAAAAUACUAUUAGUUGGUUACUCCAAUGUGACCAACCUACGAAUCAACUCAAUAAUAGAGUCAAAUGCAUACCCCAUACUUUUGAUUCCAGAAGAAUUUGAUCUACCUUCGAGCGUUAAGCAACAAGCAUCUAAUGGCAAGCUCCAGGUUAUUAAUGACUCAGACUAUGCAUCUAAUAUUGAAUACUAUUUAAGAAAUAUUGGUCGCAAUGAGGUGGACAACAUUAUUGAUCGAGUAUUUGUUACUCUUCCACAGCAUCAGAGGGAUUUGAAGGAAGGAAUUUUCAGAAAGUGUCAACGAUUGAGGAUACCUAUAAACAUAACUGACUCACCAGAAUUUUGCACAUUCACACUAUUAUCAUCCUACAAUCAAGGUGACUUUCAACUUGGAGUAACAACAAAUGGAAAGGGGUGCAAAUUAGCAUCAAGGUUAAAGAGGGAAAUUGUGCAUAAGUUGCCAGGAGACAUAGAUGCUAUCUGUGACAAAGUUGGUGAACUACGUCGACAAAUUCAACUCGAGGAUGAAGUGAGUUUCGAGAUUGGAGACGACGAUGAUGACUCUGUAAACACACACAAAUUCAACUCACUAGUACACGAAUUCAAUCAAACACAGGAGGAAGUCAAAGGGAGAAGAAACCGAUGGCUUUCACAGAUUGUCGAAUACUAUCCAUUAUCGAAAUUAGCUACAUUAUCCAUUGAAGAUUUACGAUUUGCUUAUGACAAACACAAGCGCAAUGAUAACAAACAAAGGAUUGAUGUGGACCUGAUCCCAAAGAGUGGUAAAAUUGCCCUAGUUGGAAGUGGACCAGGCUCCGUUGCAUUAUUAACUUUGGGCGCAUUGCAAACUAUCCACCAAGCUGAUUUGAUUUUAGCUGAUAAAUUAGUCCCACAAGAAGUCCUUGAUUUAAUUCCGAAAAACCAUGGCCCAGAAUUGUUUAUUGCUCGUAAGUUUCCUGGAAAUGCGGAGCGUGCACAAGAGGAACUUUUGACAAUGGGGUUAGAGGCUCUUGAAAAGGGAAAGUUUGUGUUGCGGUUGAAACAGGGAGAUCCGUAUAUUUUUGGACGUGGUGGGGAGGAGUACAACUAUUUUGCUCAACACGGGUACGAACCUAUUGUGAUCCCGGGAAUAUCAUCAGCAUUGGCAGCACCAGUAGUUGCAGGUAUACCAAUGACUCAUCGAGAUGUUGCUGAUCAAGUGUUAAUUUGUACUGGUACUGGUAGAAAGGGAGCCGUGCCAAAUCUACCUUCGUUUGACCCUAGUCGAACUACAAUUUUCCUUAUGGCGUUACACAGGAUCGUUGACCUAGUCCCAGUAUUGGUCAAGGAAAAGGGAUGGUCACCUAAUUUACCUGUGGCAAUUGUUGAACGUGCAACUUGUCCUGAUCAACGAGUGAUUCGCACAACGUUGGAGAAGCUUGGAGACGUGGUAGAGCUGUGUGGGUCGAGACCACCUGGCUUAUUAGUGACAGGGUAUGCAUGUGAAGUGAUUCACAAGAACCCAACUUUAAAAAAUUGGUUGGUAUCAGAAGGCUUCCAAUAUAAUUUUGACAAUUCAAAAAUUUCUGUAGUAUAG
This is a messenger RNA of Lodderomyces parapsilosis, 1611 nucleotides long. RefSeq names its product uroporphyrinogen-III C-methyltransferase (gene MET1). The transcript has a single exon. NCBI's taxonomy places the organism in Eukaryota, Fungi, Ascomycota, Pichiomycetes, Serinales, Debaryomycetaceae. Gene Ontology annotation, biological process: siroheme biosynthetic process; sulfate assimilation. The record is from RefSeq and is a predicted model, not a curated record. Bases 1 to 1611 code for a protein of 536 amino acids. Gene Ontology annotation, molecular function: uroporphyrin-III C-methyltransferase activity.